CUGUUCGUCUUUUACUUAUUUACAGGAGGUGUUUAUCCAAAAGUAAAACAUUUUUAUCUUAACAGAUACACCAGAGAAGCAGGAGUCCGUUCUCUGGACAGAAAGUUUGGGGCUAUUUGUCGGGCCGUUGCAGUGAAAGUUGCAGAAGGCCAGCAUAAGGAAGCCAAGCUGGACCGUUCGGAUGUGGCUGACGGAGAAGGGUGCAAAGAGCAUGUGCUGGAAGAUGCAAAGCCUGAAUCCAUCGGAGAUGCCGCAGACUUGGCCCUGCCGCCCGAAAUGCCGAUUCUCAUCGACUCCCAUGCCCUGAAAGACAUCCUGGGGCCACCACUGUAUGAGCUGGAGGUAUCCGAGCGUUUGAGUCAACCUGGAGUGGCAAUAGGGUUAGCAUGGACUCCCUUGGGUGGCAAAAUUAUGUUUGUGGAGGCAAGUCGAAUGGACGGCGAAGGCCAGCUAACACUGACUGGCCAGCUCGGGGACGUCAUGAAGGAGUCUGCCCAUCUCGCCAUUAGCUGGCUUCGAAGCAAUGCGAAGAAAUACCACCUGACUAAUGCUUUUGGAAGUUUUGAUCUUCUUGACAACACAGACAUCCAUCUGCACUUCCCAGCUGGAGCUGUCACAAAAGAUGGACCAUCUGCUGGUGUUACCAUAGUAACUUGUCUCGCCUCACUCUUCAGUGGGCGGCUUGUGCGCUCAGAUGUAGCCAUGACUGGGGAAAUUACACUGAGAGGGCUUGUUCUUCCGGUGGGUGGAAUUAAAGACAAAGUCCUGGCAGCACACCGAGCAGGACUGAAGCAUAUCAUAAUUCCGCAGAGGAACGAAAAGGACCUCGAGGAGAUCCCAAGCAACGUCAAACAGGAUCUAAGUUUUGUCACAGCAAGCUGCCUGGAUGAAGUUCUCAAUGCAGCUUUUGAUGGUGGCUUUACUGUCAAGACCAGACCUGGUCUCACUGACAGCAAACUAUAGGCCCUAGUGUUAGCUGAACUUAAUUAUGAGGCAAGAUUGGUUUGAGGCACCGAAUGAGUAAGCAAAAUACCCCUGAUCUGUGGGCAUAAUCAGACAGCAGUGGAUCUGUCUAAGUAGUUGUUGAUUACAGAAAUGUCGGUUUAAUAAAGUAAUUAAAUCUAGAA
Molecule: messenger RNA, 1127 nt
Organism: Rattus rattus (black rat)
Lineage: Eukaryota; Metazoa; Chordata; Mammalia; Rodentia; Muridae
Product: lon protease homolog 2, peroxisomal
Exons: 5
Biological process (GO): protein targeting to peroxisome; protein catabolic process; protein processing
Cellular component (GO): peroxisomal matrix
Molecular function (GO): ATP binding; ATP-dependent peptidase activity; serine-type endopeptidase activity
Source: RefSeq, a predicted model, not a curated record